CACCAUCUCACCACCACCACCAAACCCCACCACCAUGUCGUCGUCCAAAGACGCCGAGGCCGCGGGCCGCGACUCUGGGCCCGAGCUCACGCCGUCGCUCUCCGAGCUGCGUGCGAAUGCGCGCCGCGCGACCGAGAAGGAGCAGAACAUGACGCUCAUGCAAGGCCUGCGGCUCUACCCCAAGGCCGUGGGCUGGUCGCUCCUCAUCUCGACCUGCAUCGUCAUGGAGGGCUACGACGUGUGCCUCCUCGGCAACUUUUACGCCUUCCCCCAGUUCAACGAGAAGUACGGCAAGCUCAACAAGGACGGCAAGUGGGAGAUCCCAGCGCCCUGGCAGGCCGGCCUGAGCAACGGCGCCAACGUCGGCAGCAUCAUCGGCCUGUUCCUCAACGGCAUCGUGUCCGAGCGCUUUGGAUACCGGUACACGGUCAUGGGAUGCCUGAUCCUGCUGUCGGGCUUCAUCGCCAUCGCGUUCACCGCCAAGGACAUUGUCGCGCUCCAGGUCGCCGAGAUCCUGUGUGGUAUCCCAUGGGGCGUCUUCCAGACCCUCACCAUCACCUACGCGUCCGAGGUCUGCCCCGUCGCGCUGCGCGGAUACCUCACAUGUUACGUCAACUUUUGCUGGGGAAUCGGACAGGUAAUCGGGUCGUCUGUCAUAAAAAGCAUGCUCCCCCGGACCGACCAGUGGGCGUACCGCAUUCCGUUCGGCCUGCAGUGGAUGUGGCCGCUUCCGCUGUUCAUCGGGGUCUUGCUCGCGCCCGAGUCGCCGUGGUGGCUCGUGCGCAAGGGCCGGCUCGAGGAGGCCAAGCACGCGCUGCUGCGUCUCACCAGCCUCGACCGCGAGACCGACUUUGACGCCGACGAGACGAUCGACAUGAUGCGCCACACCACCGAGCUCGAGCGCGAGAUCACCUCGGGAUCCAGCUACCUCGACUGCUUCCGCGGCUCGGACCUCCGCCGUACCGAGAUCGUGUGCAUGGUCUGGGCGAUGCAGAACCUCGCUGGCAACUCGUUCUCGGGCUACGCGACCUACUUCCUCCAAAAGGCGGGCGUGCGCAACGACAUUGCGUUCGACUUUACCAUUGGCAUCUACGCGAUCAACUGUGCCGGCGUGUUCGGCGCAUGGGGCCUCAUGUCCAUGGGUGUCGGCCGCCGCACGCUGUAUCUGUACGGCCUGUGUGGCCUCUGUGCCGCGCUCUUCGUCAUGGGCUUCCUUGGCCUCGUCCCCGAGGCACACCGCCAGCAGGCCGCCAUGGCCACUGGCGCGAUGAUGAUCAUCUGGGCUGCGUUCUACCAGUGCACCGUCGGCACGAUUGCGUACAGCCUGGUGGCAGAGAUCUCGACCCGCCGCCUGCAGAUCAAGACCAUUGUCCUCGGCCGCAACCUGUACAACGUCGUCGGCAUUGUCUGCUCCGUGCUUACGCCGUACAUGCUCAACACGGACGCCUGGAACUGGGGCAACUACGCCGGCUUCUUCUGGGGCGGAUCGUGCUUCCUGUGUAUCAUCUACACCUACUUCCGAGUCCCAGAGCCCACGGGUCGCUCGUUCGCCGAAAUCGACUUGCUCUUUGAGCACGGCGUCUCCGCGCGCAAGUUUGCGACCACAAACGUGGACGUGUUUGCGAAGAACGCCGUGUCGCACGUGGAGCAGGUCGAUGAGAAGAAGUAGAUUGAUCUCUAGAGUGCUAGAGUGUAUUAGAGGAUUAGACCUAGUUGCUACUGUUGAAUAAUUACUCGUACUCGUGCCAUGCAAUGGUUAAUGCAGA
Molecule: messenger RNA, 1766 nt
Organism: Vanrija pseudolonga
Lineage: Eukaryota; Fungi; Basidiomycota; Tremellomycetes; Trichosporonales; Trichosporonaceae
Product: Maltose permease MAL31
Exons: 3
Coding region: 35-1669 (544 amino acids)
Biological process (GO): carbohydrate transport; transmembrane transport
Cellular component (GO): membrane
Molecular function (GO): carbohydrate:proton symporter activity
Source: RefSeq, a predicted model, not a curated record